Messenger RNA from Morchella sextelata, 3963 nucleotides. RefSeq lists its product as uncharacterized. The transcript has 10 exons. Bases 1 to 3963 code for a protein of 1320 amino acids. Gene Ontology annotation, molecular function: protein binding; metal ion transmembrane transporter activity. Lineage: Eukaryota; Fungi; Ascomycota; Pezizomycetes; Pezizales; Morchellaceae. The record is from RefSeq and is a predicted model, not a curated record. Gene Ontology annotation, biological process: transmembrane transport; metal ion transport. Gene Ontology annotation, cellular component: membrane.
AUGGUACAACAGGGAAACAAGACUAUGCCCGAUGCCGGUCCCGACAUAUCUCUCCACGAAACAAGCACUUUAGAUCCUAUACAAUCCUUUCUCAGCCGGCGUGAUUCGGGGGAUCCCGACCCAUUUGAAUACGGCGGAGAUGCCUUCAUGCAAGCUGUUCGAGACGGAGACAUAGAAACCGUGACCGGUUUUAUUAGGAAAACAGACAAGUUCAACCCAUUCUUUGUGUGCGAUCUACAGGAUGCACUAUUGGAGGCUGCAGCACAGGGCCGCAACGAUAUAGUACGACUCUUGCUGGAUGAAGGUGUGACACUUGAUUCGGUAAAGCUGUGUUACCGCUGGGAUAGGGAUGUCACCUUAUCCCGGUACGAGAAAGGCUACCCGGAGAAACACUGUGGAUGCAGAGGAACGGCACUGCAAGAAGCUUCAAGAAUAGGGAGUCUAAGCCUAGUUGCUUUCUUAUUGGAACGUGGGGCCGACCCGAACUUUGAGCUGAUCCCCCAUGUUGCAGAAACAGCUUUACAGCGUGCGUCUGGAGGUGGAUACGCUGGGGUCGUAGCGGUUUUGAUAGAAGCAGGCGCGAGGGUCAAUGCCGAAGCUGCUCCUUAUUUUGGGAGAACAGCGCUGCGGGCCGCGGCCGAGGGCGGGCAUGCGGAGGUCGUAGCGAAUCUGUUGAAGGCAGGCGCAGAUGUCAACGCCCAACCUGCCCGCUAUGGUGGUAGAACAGCGCUGCAGGCGGCAGCUGAGGGCGGGCAUGCGGGGAUCGUAGCGAGUCUGUUGAAGGCAGGCGCAGAUGUCAACGCCCAACCUGUCCGCUAUGGUGGUAGAACAGCGCUGCAGGCGGCAGCUGAGGGCGGGCAUGCGGGGAUCGUAGCGAGUCUGUUGACGGCAGGCGCAGAUGUCAACGCCGAUCCUGCUGAUAAUGGUGGUAGAACAGCGCUGCAAGCGGCCGCGGCGGGAGGGCAUCUGGAGAUUGUAGAGAGGUUGUUGACGGCAGGCGCAGAUGUCAACGCCGAACCUGCUUUUUUUGGUGGCAGAACUGCUCUCCAGGCUGCGGCUGAAGAGGGGCACGCGGGGAUCGUAGCGAAUCUGUUGACGGCAGGCGCAGAUGUCAACGCCCAACCUGCCCGCUAUGGUGGUAGAACAGCGCUGCAGGCGGCAGCUGAGGGCGGGCAUGCGGGGAUGGUAGCGAGUCUGUUGGCGGCAGGCGCAGAUGUCAACGCCGAUCCUGCUGAAUCUGGUGGUAGAACAGCGCUGCAAGCGGCCGCGGCGGGAGGGCAUCUGGAGAUUGUAGAGAGGUUUUUGACGGCAGGCGCAGAUGUCAACGCCGAACCUGCUUUUUUUGGUGGCAGAACUGCUCUCCAGGCUGCGGCUGAAGAGGGGCACGCGGGGAUCGUAGCGAGUCUGUUGACGGCAGGCGCAGAUGUCAACGCCGAACUUGCUUGUCUUGGUAGAACAGCGCUGCAGGCGGCAGUUGAGGGCGGGCAUGCGGGGAUCGUAGCGAGUCUGUUGAAGGCAGGCGCAGAUGUCAACGCCGAACCUGCUUGUCUUGGUGGUAGAACUGCUCUCCAGGCGGCAGCUGAGGGCGGGCAUGCGGGGAUCGUAGUGAGUCUGUUGACGGCACGCGCAGAUGUCAACGCCAAACCUGCUCAGGAUGGUGGUAGAACAGCGCUGCAGGCGGCAGCUGAGGGCGGGCAUGCGGGGAUCGUAGCGAGUCUGUUGAAGGCACGCGCAGAUGUCAACGCCGAACCUGCUUAUGGUCGUGGCAGAACUGCUCUCCAGGCUGCGGCUGAAGAGGGGCACGCGGAGAUCGUAGCGAGUCUGUUGACGGCACGCGCAGGUGUCAACGCCGAACCUGCUUAUGGUCGUGGCAGAACUGCUCUCCAGGCUGCGGCUGAAGAGGGGCACGCGGAGAUCGUAGCGAGUCUGUUGACGGCAGGCGCAUAUGUCAAUGCCAAACCUGCUCCUGAUGGUGCUAGAACAGCGUUGCAGGCGGCAGCUGAGGGUGGGCAUGCGGGGAUCGUAACGAGUCUAUUGGCGGCAGGAGCAGAUGUCAACGCCGCUCCUGCUCGCAGUUCCGGUACAACAGCCCUACAGGCGGCAACUGAAGGGGGGCAUGUCAAGAUUGUAGCCAAUCUCCUAUCACUAGGACCAAGCAAGAGGCAUGUUGAAGCCCUUGACGCUUCGCCUGACACGGAUUCACAGGUCCAGCAACUUUCAGUUCUGAAAGAUAACCUCUCAGCUGUUGAUCCAGACAAAUGUCUAAUCUGGAGCAUUGCACAACCCAAGGUCCUUCAGCUCUUACUGCACGCUGGAAUGGACACCUCUGUCUUAUCUACGGACGGCUCAAGUCCUUUGCACUGUUCCGUGAAGCAAAAAAACAUUCGCUCCGCCGGGCUUCUCCUACUCUCUGGAGUCAAAACAAAUAUCCGCGACCAUGAUAAUCUUACUCCUUUUGAUCUUUUACUAGGAAGUCAGACAUUCUUUCGACCACAAUGUUUACGGAUCUUCCUAUGGCUAGGCUGUGAGAUCAGAGGUCGUCCAAUCCAAUUAUGGCACGAAGCAUAUAACCAACCCGCACCCAAGCAUUUCUUAACCCUAACCGCUCUACAAAUUCCGCAUUCAAGUAGGAUUCACGUCCUUUCCAAGGGACAGACACAUCCUGCUACCAAUGGUGAGCGGCUUCAGUCAGGUAAAUUGGGAAAGACGUCAAUUCAAAUUACAUCUUCCGACGACCUACCUGACGUGGAAUGGGGUGAUCGUAGGAGUCUUCAUCAUUCAGGAAGAGAUCUUGAAGAAAUAUUGCGAAAGCCUAGGCAGAUAGUGGUAAAUACGUAUGAAAGACAGUUCUAUGCGGUGGUAGAUGUACGGACCGAAAAGAAGGCAACAUGUAUGAGACAGUGGGGAUGGUGUCGGGUAAUGAGUCGAACCAUAUAUAAAGACCAGGUCGGAAUCGGCCUUCCCUCUCAUCUAAAAAUGGAUACCACAGAGUUGGCUGGAGCAUUUUUAACCUGCUCUGUAUCAUGUGAUUACCUGAUCCAAAUUGGUGGACAGGGCAAGAAACCCGACGACCUGGCCAACGCAUUCAAAGUAACCGCAAAGAAAAGCACAAUAUCCUGGGUCAUGCAAAAGCCGGGCACAAAAAAAGACCAAGACUUUAGACCUAUACUACGCACAAUAGAUCUCGUCAGUACUUUAGAUAUAGGGUGGGUGCCAGAGGACGCUGUCGAUUUCUUGAACUCCUACAUAGUUGGUUUACACAAGAAAUGGAGGAUCCUCCUUGAGGAAGCAGACAUACAUCUAGAUAAUAGCAGAAAGAUACUUUUAAAGAAACAGGGGAAAAGCGCAGGAUUUAUUGAGGUCCUCCUGCUGGAUGCUCAAACAUGGAGCGAAUCCCGUUCUCUGUUGCAGACCCAGGUGCGAACUGCGAGGGAUAUCUUAACCGACUUCCUCGAAACGAAAUAUCUGCAAGAUGAGAUUGUCGAUGCUGUAGCUGCGCUGUUCAAGCUUGCAGAGGCAAUUAACAAGAUGGAAGCGGAGGUACUAAAGGAGAUCAAGGAUUUGGAUGAUAAAACGCAGAAGAUGAUCGAACUUGAGUUCAAUCUGGUCUCGAUUUAUGAAAGUCGAACCUCAAAGGAGAUGGGUAUGAGUAUGAAGCGGCUGAGUUGGAUCACGUUUACGUUCUUACCAUUGAUGUUUGUCACGUCGCUGUUUGGGAUGAAUAUAAAUAUCAUAAAUGGUGGGCCCAAGUGGACAUGGGUCAUCAUUCUUGUGAUCGAUGAAUGGAUCCAAGAGCAUAGAGAACAAGUGAACACUGCAAACCUAAAGGGGAACACGCAUCCAAAGUCAUACGGAUGGGGUUUCUGGCGGAACGAAGCAUAUAAUGAGGAUCUAGAAUCAGGAGGCACAUUUCAGUUCACCCGUCCCGAGAGGAGAUGGACCUCGAAGUUGAAAGAUCAUUAG